AUGAAGGAAAUCUCUUAUCUGUUUUUACUUUUGGGUGUCUUUUCCAUUCAGGGGAGUUCAGAAAAUGUGAAAGAGAAUUUGGCAUUAAGAGGGACGGCUGUACAGUCGAGCACAUAUAACAGCUGUGGGGCUGCACAGGCCAUCGACGGCAUCAGAUAUUCUCCUUCAGGUAAACCCACUCCAGAAGAAACCUAUAAAUACUGCUCCAUCACAUCAAAGGAGCUCAACCCGUGGUGGAGGCUGGACCUGCUGGAUUCUUACAAUAUUUCCAACGUGAUCGUCACCAACAGAGCCGACUGCUGUCUGGAUCAAACGACUGGAGUAGAGAUCCGCAUCGGAAACUCUCUGGAGAACAACGGCAACAACAAUCCCAGAUGUGGUGUCACUUCACUUGUCCCAGCAGGCAGUUCUGUCAGUUUCUCUUGCGGUGGAAUGGAAGGUCGUUAUGUGAACAUGUACCUUCCUAACAUCCAGCAGUAUCUCACACUGUGUGAGGUGGAGGUUUAUGGAACAGCCUCCUGUGAAGAGUCCAAAUGACCCAGCACCUGUGAGUAGAUGAUGGCUACCC
This is a messenger RNA of Carassius gibelio (silver crucian carp), 568 nucleotides long. Its product is annotated as fucolectin-5-like. Bases 1 to 537 code for a protein of 178 amino acids. Lineage: Eukaryota; Metazoa; Chordata; Actinopteri; Cypriniformes; Cyprinidae. The record is from RefSeq and is a predicted model, not a curated record. The transcript has 5 exons.